Messenger RNA from Carassius auratus (goldfish), 4170 nucleotides. It is a transcript of the gene dsg2l, whose product is annotated as desmoglein 2 like. Lineage: Eukaryota; Metazoa; Chordata; Actinopteri; Cypriniformes; Cyprinidae. The coding region runs from base 78 to 3446 and encodes 1122 amino acids. The record is from RefSeq and is a predicted model, not a curated record. Gene Ontology annotation, molecular function: calcium ion binding. Gene Ontology annotation, cellular component: plasma membrane; desmosome. The transcript is spliced from 14 exons. Gene Ontology annotation, biological process: homophilic cell-cell adhesion.
CCUCCGCGCUCUCCCGAAGCUCCGCCCGCCGCUGACCGCUCUUCAGUCCGGGUCAGAGUUCCGCGAGUAACGGAGGAAUGGCGAAGGUCUGCGGCAGUCUACUGUUCGGGGCGCUGGUUCUGGCGAUACUGAAGACUUCAGCGUCAGAAGGACAACAGAAGAAAAUCAGACAGAAGAGAGAGUGGAUUAUCCCACCCCACAAACUGAAGGAAAAUGUUGAUUACACGAACAGGGAAUUCAUAGCCAAAAUCCGUUCAGAUGAGGAGACCAGGACAAGUAUACAAUAUUCACUGACUGGAAUUGGUGCUGAUAAGCCUCCCAUUAACUUGUUCACUGUUAAUAGUGAGACUGGCGUGGUCAGGAUCCAUGGAGUGUUAGACAGAGAGAAAACUCCCGUUUAUUAUCUCCAAGGGGUGGCCAAAUUUCUGGAUGGCAGUUAUGCUGAGAACAAUAUUGAUUUGAGAAUCGUGGUGGAGGAUGAGAACGAUUGUGCUCCUGUGUUUAACCUGACAAUGGGAGCUGUUUAUGAGCGGAGCGCAACAGGUCAUUUUGUAAUGACGGUCACCGCAACAGACGCAGAUCAAGAAGGAACUCUGCAUACAAAAAUCGCCUACAGCAUUAUGGAACCGAAUCCCGGGAACAUGUUCUUCAUCAAUCGAGAAACUGGUGGGAUACACGUCCAGCACAACAUGCUCGACAGAGAGAAACAAGAAAGAUACACAUUAAUUAUUAUUGGAGCCGAUAUGGGUGGAAAUAAGGGUGGAAAAACAGGAACAGGAACUGCUAUCAUUAAUAUUCUUGACGUCAAUGACAACAUUCCCACUUUGGAGAAAAACUCUUAUGAGUGCCGUGUGGAGGAAAACACUAGAAAUGUGGAAGUGAUGAGGUUUCAAGCAAUCGACGCGGAUCUGAUCUACACUGAAAACUGGCUGGCCAUCUUCACAAUCGUGUCAGGAAAUGAAGCUGGUUAUUUCUCCAUAAUCACAGACAACAAGACCAACGAAGGCAUCCUGAUUCUUCAUAAGGAGCUGGACUAUGAAGAGCUGAAGGAAAUCAAGCUGCAGGUGUCUGUUGCUAACAAGGCACAGUAUCACUCUUCAGUAGUCAUAACAGAGAGCAAGACGUACACCAUCCACGUCAGUGUGGUCAACCAGCCUGAGGGCCCUCGCUUCAAACCCACCGUCAAAGUCAUCACCAUCUCGGAAGAAAGCACCACCACUAUUUUACAAAAAAUCAUUACCAAUUACGCAGCAAUAGACAGCGACACGCUCCUAAUUGCUACUAACGUGAGAUAUGCAAAAGGAAAAGAUGUUGACAACUGGCUGAUCAUAGAUGAGAGGACGGCUGAUAUCAGACUCAAUAAAAUACCAGAUUAUGAGUCCAGGUUUCUGAUCAAUGGCACAUAUUACGCUGAGAUAAUCUGCAUCACUAAUGAUGUCCCAGCAAAAACUGCAACAGGAACCAUUGCCAUUCAAGUAAAAGACUUUAAUGACCACUGUCCCGUGCUGAUCCGUCAGUCUCAAACGCUGUGCUUUGAGGACCACGUGAUUUAUGUCACAGCUGUGGACAGAGAUCAGUUCCCCAAUGGAGCACCCUUUGGUUUCAAAGUGGACACCACAAGCACAAAGGAGUCCUGGAGCAUCGAGCCUCUCAAUGACACUACAGCGAUAUUCAGGUCUCAGAAGACACUGUGGCCUGGCAUGUACCAUGUGUUUGUGGACGUGUGGGACCAGCAGGGGAACAUCUGUGCUGGUCAGGAGCUUCAGAUCGACGUCUGCAAGUGUAACGCAGCUAAAGUUUGCCUGCCCAAAAAGAUCGUCUCCACGUUUACAGCGUCUGGUGUUCUUCUGAUGCUGCUGGGACUGCUGCUGCUCCUGUUGGUGCCACUUCUGCUGCUCUUCUGUCUUUGUGGAGGCGCAGGAGCUGCUGGAGAUUUCAAGACCAUGCCGUUUGAUACUAGAGAGCAUCUUAUCACAUAUAACACUGAAGGACAGGGGGAUGACCAGGAAAUGGCUCUCUUAAAGAUUUCAAAGGAGGUGGAGGAACACAAUCGCGGUAAUGUGGGUGCAGUAGGAGGAGCUCAGACAUGGGGUGGAGUAAAGGAUGGUGGAUGUGGAGCAGAAGGCUCACACUGGACCUCGUUCUAUGACCAGCGUGACAGUGCAUACCAUCACCAGACGGAUGGGCGGUACGUGUGUGGAAUAAGAAAAGAAGAACACAGCAGAUUUGAAGACUACAUGUUUGACGGGCUUGCACUGUCUGAUGGUUUCUUAGGCAACUACUACUCUCAAAAAGUAAGUAAUUUGACUAAGAAGCAAGACACGGGAGACAGUCUAAAGAUCUACAACUACGAGGGUCAGGAAUCAUACAAGGGCUCAUUUGAGGACAUCUGCGAUCUCUUACACGAAGACAACGACUUAGCUUUUCUUGAUGACCUUGAUCUAAAUUUCAGAACCCUGGCUGAAAUCUGUAGAGGUUCUAAAAUAGAGACUAAAAUCAGCACGAACGUCCCUGUGACCUCAAAACCAGUCUUCCCAACCACACACAAAGAUGUUAACAUACAAGAGUCAGUUAGUAAUUUACAGUCUCAGGAGAAAGCGACCUCAUCCGCCAUCAUUCACACCUCAGGAGCGCAGCAGACCAGCAGUAUGUCUUCAACAGGAGUCUAUGUCCAAGAUAAAGUUGUGGUGCCUAACCAAACCCUGUUAGUCCAGCAGCCUGCAUUUUACUAUGCGCCUGCCUCCCCCAUUUAUGUGAUGGAAGCCCAGCCUACUCUGCUGGUGACGUCCGGCCCAGUCCUAGGCCUUCAGGAGAACCUGCUGAUGGAGGAGAAGAAAGGCUCUGGUGCUUCUGCCAAACGUGAAACACAGCACUACCAGAGUGUAGUUCUUGUUGAAAAGCAGCCACCAAAAGUGGCUUUGCAAACUCAAGGAGCGAUGCAUAUGGUUAACACUGAAAUAAUGCAGUCCAUGGAGGCUCAAGGGAUUAAACGUGCACUGCAUCCAUCCACCCAGAUGGUUAACACUGAAAUAAUGCAGUCUAUGGAGGCUCAAGGGGUUAAACGGGCAUUGCAUCCAUCCACCCAUAUGGUUAACACUGAAAUAAUGCAGUCUAUGGAGGCUCAAGGGGUUAAACGGGCAAUGCAUCCAUCCACCCAGAUGGUUAACACUGAAAUAAUGCAGUCUAUGGAGGCUCAAGGGGUUAAACGGGCAAUGCAUCCAUCCACCCAGAUGGUUAACACUGAAAUAAUGCAGUCUAUGGAGGCUCAAGGAGUUAAACGGGCAAUGCAUCCAUCCACCCAGAUGGUUAACACUGAAAUAAUGCAGUCCACUGAGGUUCACGAGGUUAGACGGGCGGUUCAUCCAGGUAGAAGGGUGAUGGCUGGAGCGGGCAGAGAGACCGAUGUUUAUGCUUCGUUGGAAAUGAGGGUUCCUCAAAGCCUGUAAGCACUUGGGAUGCACCGAUACAACAUUUCUCAACCGAUAACCGAUUAUUCAGAAUAACAUCUGCCAGUACCCAUACCAUGGUUUUAUUAAAGUCCAGGUCAACUGGAAGUUGCUGCUGACUUUCCUUAGUAUUGCGACAUAAUAUUUACAACUGAAUAUUUAAUGGAGGGGGAGUUUUUUAAUGCUCCUCCUCUCAGUUUUUUGCUUACAGCAAAUUAAAGGGGUGGUUCAGAAUAUUCUUUGCCAAAUUGCUCACCUCAAGACCUUAAGCAAUGUAUUAUAACAAAUGAAAAAAUGUCUAGCCGCCUCUCAUUUGGCACAUUGCUAUAAUAUAAAACGUUAAAAUUUACAAAAAAACCUGAAAUGUUUUAUUCAACUGCUGUUUAUUUUCAGAUACAAUCAAAUUAAUAUUUAAAUGUUUCUAUACAACUCAAUUGCACAUUAGUUCGUUUUUGUAAAAAAAAAAAAAAAAAACUUAUCAUGACAGAUUUAUUCAGACAUACAUACAUAAUUAACAAUAGAAAUGCUAUGUUUAGCAUCCGCGGUAUGAAAAUGAUCGCUGCAAGAUGCUGCUCGAGUGAAGGAGUAUUCAGAGAAAAUUAUUUUCCACUCAAUUUGACUUUUAGAAAGUUAGUAAAGUGUGAAGUUUCAGUUUAGGGUCAGCGAUAUCUUUAUCUUAUUUUAUUUGCAAAGGAUUUGAAAUAAUUUAGGUUUAUUAUUAUAA